CUCCGCAGACGAAGAGCGGGAGAGCGAAAGAGGAAGACAAGUCAGGCGGGUUAAAAGAAAACUCCCUUCAUUUAGAAAGACGUUUAUAACCGUUUGUGAAAGAGCCUACUGGAUGACCCGGGCUGAGGACCAGCCGAGCUCGACUCCCGCCUAAAGGUGUUACCUCCUCAGGUCAGCCCACUGCGGACCGGCAGACAGCUGGUCAGGUGUGUCGUCCCACUCGGAGGGGUGUUCCCCCAAGGCAGACGAGGACAAUCCGGCUUAUCUGGACAAUUCUGGCUGAUGUACGGGAGAGUUCUGUUCCGUUGCUGCGUUUAGAGGGUUCCUGCUCGGUAACCAAGGUUUGGUCUAAAUGAACCCGUGGGCUCCCAGUCCGUAUGCCGUCACACCGGUUGCCGUCAUGUUGGCCAGAUGUGUGGCCAGAGGCCUUCUGUCUCAGGAGGAUGUAGACUCGGUUCCCAAGGAGACUUACGCCUUCUCCUCCCAUCUCCAAGAAACUGAACAACAAAUGAAAAGUAAAAGACGUCUGAAUGAGGUACUACUGGAGAUUGACCUUUUGAAGCUGGAGAAGGAGAACGCUGAUGUCACCCAUCAAUUCUACCUGAGCCGGAGGUUUGUUGCUCUGCAGAAGUUUACCAGUCACCUCCAGGAGGUCCUGAGGGAGCAGACGAUCCUGAGACAGAGGCUGAUGAAGCCGCUCUGUCAGACCAACCUGCCAAUUCACGCUGACCUCCACAGGUAUGUGGUGGAUCUUAUCAAGAUGGUGGUGGACUUCAUAGAGACUCUGGAGAAACACAUGACCACCGUCCGCACCAUUCCCACCGUCAGCGACGCGAUGGUCAAACUGAAUAACGCCCUGACCCAGCUGUUAGCUCAGGUAACAGAGGUGGAGAAGUUAUCUGAACAGGUUAUCCAGUGGAGAGACCGGCACAUCAGCCUCCUGACACCUUCCAAGAGGCAAGAGGAAUAACCCACAGCUCCUACGGCGAGAACCACCCAGCGCCUUCUCUCAUGGACCCAGAGAAACCCAACAAAGCUCACAUAUCUGGCAUACGUGUAUGAGGAUACAUUUUUAUUACAUUUAUUCUAUGAACAAGUUUCUUUCUGGUUUCUUUCUGGCACAGGAUUCUCACCUGUAGUGUUAGAAACACAAGGUCUUUAGGAUCAACAGGAUUGAAUGAAGUAUUUCAGAUGUUCCAUGUCAUUUUUCUGAAGGAGAAACGGUGGAGUUCUGCUUUUUGUAGAGAAAUACCCGGUUAGCAGCUUAGUGGGGGAGCCACAGAAAAAGAUUUUUAAAAACAUCUUUCGUGCACCCAACUGAAUACAGUUACAUUUGGUUGAAUCUUCUCUAUCAGCCAACUGUGGGAUGGACAUUGACAGUCGAAAUGUUUCUGUAUUUGUUUCAGAAUUGUCUGAGAAACCAUCAUAAUUUCUUGGUUUUCUUCAUCUAAUUUUUCCUCUUAAUCCAUACAUAUUAACUCAAGUCAGGCGUUUGAAAUAAACCCGUUUUGUGGAAAAUUUUUACAAUUACUGCAGCACUUUUGUAAAUAACUUCUGUCCUGUGGCCUGU
This is a messenger RNA of Lampris incognitus (smalleye Pacific opah), 1570 nucleotides long. RefSeq names its product HAUS augmin like complex subunit 2 (gene haus2). Gene Ontology annotation, cellular component: HAUS complex; mitotic spindle microtubule; centrosome. The coding region runs from base 353 to 970 and encodes 205 amino acids. Gene Ontology annotation, biological process: microtubule nucleation; spindle assembly; centrosome cycle. NCBI's taxonomy places the organism in Eukaryota, Metazoa, Chordata, Actinopteri, Lampriformes, Lampridae. The record is from RefSeq and is a predicted model, not a curated record. The transcript is spliced from 7 exons.